GGGCGGGCCAAUGGCGGUGGCGGACACGGCGGGCCAAUGGGCGGGAGCGUCUCAUGCGGCCGGCGCCCGCCGCAGCCGCCGCCGGGUCCUGGAGCCAGAGGCCGCCCGCGACGGCGCGCGAUGGAGCGAGGGCCCCAGCCGGGGAGGCGCCGCCGCCGAGCCUGCGGCCAGACGCCCCCUCAGUAGCGUGCACCGAGCGCCGCGGCGCCGCCGAACCCCGCGCGCACCCGAGGGGCGGGCUCGCCUCCAGCGAGGCGCUCGUAGCUCCGCCGGUUCCCGGAGCCCGCCGCCGCCGCUGCCUUCCCGCUCGGACCGCGCGCCCGGGAGUCGCGGCCGCGGCUGCAUGGGCAGCGCCCGCGCCCCGCCGCUCAGCCGCUGCCGAGCCGCGCAGCCCUCGGAGCCGGGGGAGCACCACGUUCAGCCAGUGAGUGCACCGGCCAUCCCUAUAUAGAAUCCGAACCCGCAGCCUCGGCGCUACCAGCGCUGCACUCUCCCGAGUGAGCCACGGGGCCGGCCCAAAAUCAAAUUUUCCUACCUCUCAGAACACACACAGCCGUGGUCUGGGACGCUCCUCUGUUGGAUUUAAUACACGUCUCAUCAGCAUCGACAUUUGGCAUGGAAUCGCAGACGGUUGACGACGAGGCGAUGGAGGCAUAAAUGAAGACCAGGUGAGGGGAGCAGAACGAUGCCCAAGGGUGGGUGUCCUAAAACACCACAGCAAGAAGAGUUUCCCCUCAGCAACGACAUGGUGGAGAAGCAGACCGGGAAAAAGGAUAAAGAUAAAGUUUCUCUAACCAAGACCCCAAAGCUGGACCGCAGUGAUGGAGGGAAGGAGGUGAGAGAGCGGACAACCAAGAGGAAGCUUCCCUUCACCGUGGGGGCCAAUGGGGAGCAGAAGGACUCGGACACAGAGAAGCAGGGUCCUGAGCGGAAGAGGAUUAAGAAGGAGCCUGUCACCCGGAAGUCCGGACUGCUGUUUGGCAUGGGGCUGUCUGGGAUCCGAGCUGGCUACCCGCUCUCCGAGCGCCAGCAGGUGGCCCUCCUCAUGCAGAUGACAGCCGAGGAGUCUGCAAACAGCCCAGUAGACACAACACCAAAGCACCCCUCCCAGUCUACUGUGUGUCCAAAGGGGACGCCCAACUCUGCCUCGAAAACCAAAGACAAAGUGAACAAGAGAAAUGAGCGAGGAGAGACCCGCCUACACCGAGCUGCCAUCCGAGGCGACGCACGGCGCAUCAAGGAGCUCAUCAGUGAGGGUGCGGAUGUCAAUGUCAAGGACUUUGCAGGCUGGACGGCGCUGCAUGAGGCUUGCAACCGGGGCUACUACGACGUGGCAAAGCAGCUACUGGCCGCAGGUGCAGAGGUGAACACCAAGGGCCUGGAUGAUGACACGCCGCUGCACGAUGCCGCCAACAACGGGCACUACAAGGUGGUGAAGCUGUUGUUACGGUAUGGAGGGAAUCCUCAGCAGAGCAACAGAAAAGGCGAGACGCCGCUGAAGGUGGCCAGUUCCCCCACCAUGGUGAAUCUCCUAUUAGGCAAAGGCACAUACACGUCCAGUGAGGAGAGCUCCACCGAGAGCUCAGAAGAGGAGGAUGCCCCAUCGUUUGCUCCAUCCAGUUCAGUUGACGGCAACAACACGGACUCUGAAUUUGAGAAGGGCCUGAAGCUCAAGGCCAAGAGUGCAGAGCCACCGAAGCCGGCGACCCCUGUCAAGGACGAAUACGAGUUUGAUGAGGACGAUGAGCAAGACCGGGUCCCUCCUGUGGAUGACAAGCACCUGCUGAAGAAGGACUACAGGAAAGAAGCAAAGUCAAACAGUUUUAUUUCCAUACCCAAAAUGGAAGUUAAAAGUUACACUAAAAAUAACACCAUUGCACCAAAGAAGGCAGCCCAUCGCAUCUUGUCAGACACGUCUGAUGAGGAGGAUGUGGGAGUGGCCGUGGGGACGGGGGAGAAGCUGAGGCUCUCAGCACAUGCAGUGGUGCCCAGUAGUAAAGCGCGGGAGGCUUCCAGCUCCAAGCAGCAGAAGGAAAAAAGUAAAGUGAAGAAGAGGAGAAAGAAGGAAACAAGAGGCAAAGAGGUUCGGUUUGGAAAGAGGAGCGACAAGCUCUGCUCCUCCGAGUCGGAGAGCGAGUCCUCAGAGAGUGACGAGGAUGACAGGGACUCUGUGGGCAGCUCUGGCUGCCUCAAGGGGUCCCCGCUGGUGCUGAAAGACCCCGCCCUGUUCAGCUCCCUGUCCGCCUCCUCCACCUCGUCCCACGGGAGCUCCGCGGCCCAGAAGCACCACCCCAACCACACAGACCCACACGCCAAGCCCUGGCGAACAGACAAUUGGAAAACCAUUUCCUCCCCCGCCUGGUCAGAGGUCAGUUCUCUGUCAGACUCCACAAGGACGAGACUGACCAGCGAGUCUGACUACUCUUCCGAGGGCUCCAGCGUGGAGUCGCUGAAGCCCGUGAGAAAGAGGCAGGAGCACCGCAAGCGGGGCAGCCUCCAGAGCGCCAUGCCCGAGAAGAAGAACCCCAUUCACCCCAGCGUGGAUGGCUCUGUCCCCAAGCUGGACAAGGAGGGGAAGGUCAUCAAGAAACAUAAAACAAAACACAAACACAAAAGCAAGGACAAAGGACAGUGUUCCGCCAGCCAGGAACUUAAACUGAAAAGCUUCACUUACGAAUAUGACGACGUCAAGCAGAAGUCAGAUAAGGCCAUACUUCUAGAUAAUGAUAUUUCCACUGAAAAUAAGUUAAAAGUAUUAAAGCAUGACAGAGACCAUUUUAAGAGAGACGAGAAACUCAGCAAAGUGAAGUCAGAAGAAAAAGAGUGGCUCUUCAAAGAGGAGAUCACAAAAGUCUCCAAAGACGAGAAGUCACUGAAGAGAACCAAAGACAUAGGCAGAGCCUUCCGGGAAGAGAGAGAUCGCUCGAGUAGAGCAGAGAAGGAGAAGUCAGUGAAGGAGAAGUCUCCAAAGGAUGAAAAGCUGAGAUUGCACAAAGAGGAAAGGAAGAAAAAGUCAAAAGACCGGCCCUCAAAAUUAGAGAGAAAGAAUGAUCUGAAAGAGGACAAGAUUUCAAAGGAGAAGGGUUUUAAAGAAGAUAAAGAAAAACUCAAAAAAGAAAAAGUUUAUAGGGAAGAUUCUGCUUUUGAUGAAUAUUGUAACAAAAAUCAGUUUCUGGAGAAUGAAGACACCAAGUUUAGCCUUUCUGACGAUCAGCAAGAGAGGUGGUUUUCCGACUUGUCUGAUUCGUCCUUUGAUUUCAAAGGGGAAGACAGUUGGGACUCUCCAGUGACAGACUACAGGGACAUUAAAAAUGAUUCUGUGGCCAAGCUAAUCUUGGAAACGGUGAGAGAGGACAGUAAGGAGAAGAGACGGGACAGCAGAGCUCGGGAGAAGCGAGACUACAGAGACUCUUUCUUCAGAAAGAAGGACAGGGACUACUUGGAUAAGAGCUCUGAGAAGAGGAAAGACCAAACUGAAAAGCAUAAAAUCAUCUCCAGCUAUCUUUUGGAAAAGGAGAAAAAGAGGAGAGAGUCCACAGAAGGUGGGCGAGACAGGAGGGACACCCUUGAGGGCUCCAAAGAGCGGAAGGAUGGCCGGGCGAGGCCCGAGGAGGCUCACAGGGAGGACCCAAAGGAGUGCGGCUGUGAGGGUGCCUUCAGAGACAAGUCCGACUGCGACUUUGGGAAAGGGCUGGAGCCUUGGGAGAGGCACCAUCCUGCAAGGGAGAAGGAGAAGAAAGAUGGCCUCGAUAAGGAAAGGAAGGAAAAAAUGAAAUCAGAAAAAUACAAAGAUAAGUCCAGUGACAAAGACAAGAGUGAAAAAUGUAUCCUUGAAAAAUGUCAGAAGGACAAAGAAUUCGAUAAAUGUUUUAAAGAGAAAAAAGAUGCAAAGGAAAAGCAUAAAGACAUAUAUGGCAGAGACAAAGAAAGAAAAGCAUCUCUUGACCAAGUGAAAGACAAAAAGGAGAAGUCCUUCCCUGGAAUUAUCUCAGAAGAUUUCUCUGAAAAAAAAGAUGAAAGAAAGGGUAAAGAGAAAAGCUGGUAUAUUGCAGAUAUAUUCACAGACGAAAGUGAGGAUGAGAAAGACGAUCAUAUGGCAAGCGGAUUCAAGAUCGGAGAGGCAGGUGAGGCACAGAGGGUGGAGGGCCUCCAGGAAAAAGAGGACGGGAGAGAGCUCUAUCCCUCAGACAAGCACAGGAAGCCCUCCGACAAGCAGCACUCAGAGAGGCAGAAAGACAAAGAGCCCAAAGAAAAGAAGAAGGACAGAGGGCCUGUGGAAGGGGGAAAGGACAAAAGAGAAAAAGUCUUUGAAAAGCACAAAGAGAAGAAAGACAAGGAGUCUGCAGAGAGAUGUAAGGACAGGAAAGACAGAGCCUCUGUUGACUCCAUUCAAGACAAAAAAAGCAGACCAAAGCUGCCCGAGAAGGUUGAGAAGAAGCACUCUAUCGAAGACAAGGCUAAGAGCAAGCACAGGGAGAGGUUGGAUAAAGAACACUCCAAAGAGAGAAGGUCUUCCAGGAGUGCAGAGAUGGAGAAGAGCUUGCUGGAGAAGUUGGAGGAAGCAGCUCUCCAUGAAUACAGAGAGGACUCCAACGAUAAGGGCAGUGAGGUCUCGUCUGACAGCUUCACAGACCGCGGGCAGGACCCAGGCCUGAGCGCCCUCCUGGAGGUCUCCUUCUCAGAGCCACUGCCGGAGGACAAGACCAAGGAGGGCUGCUGCCUGCCAGAGAAGCUGAAGGAGAGGGAGCGGCACAGACACUCCUCGUCCUCAUCCAAGAAGAGCCAUGACAGAGAGAGGGCCAAGAAGGAGAAGGCCGAGAAGAAAGAGAAGGGCGAGGACUACAAGGACGGGGGCGGCAGGAAGGACUCCAGCCAGGGCGAGAAGGACUUCCCGGAUGCUGACACUUACAGCUCUUCUUACAGUGCCAAAGCUGACGUGGCGGAGGAGUUAGACAAAACCAUUGAGUUAUUUUCUACCGAAAAAAAAGAUAAAAAUGAUCCUGAAAGAGAGCCUUCCAAGAAAAUAGAGAAGGAACUAAAGCCUUAUGGAUCUAGUGCCAUCAGUGUCCUGAAGGAGAAGAGGAAGAGAGAGAAACACAGGGAGAAGUGGAGAGAGGACAGAGAGAGGCACAGGGACCGCCAUGCGGACGGGCUCCCAAGGCACCACAGGGACGAGCAGAAGGCUGUGGCCAAGGACAAGGACAAUCCUCCAAACUCUUUCAAAGAGAAGGCCAGGGAUGAAAGCCUGAGACUCAGUGAAUCCAAACCGAAGGAGAAAUUCAAAGAGAAUGCGGAGAAGGAAAAGGGUGACUCCGGGAAGAUCAGCAAUGGGAAUGACAAGUUCCCACCGUCCAAAGACCCAGGCAAGAGAGACACCAGGCCCCGAGAGAAGCUGCUGGGAGACGGUGAUCUGAUGAUGACCAGCUUUGAAAGAAUGCUGUCCCAGAAGGACCUGGAGGUCGAGGAGCGCCACAAGAGGCACAAGGAGAGAAUGAGGCAGAUGGAGAAGAUGCGGCACCGGUCUGGAGACCCCAAGCUCAAGGAGAAGACAAAGCCAGCUGAGGAUGGGCGGAAGAGGAGCCUGGACCUUCCCUCCAAGAAGCCGCUAGGGCUGGACCCUCUGUCAAAAGACAGAAAGCUCAAGGAAUCGACUCCCACUCCAUCCACCACUGAAAAUAAGCUACACCCAGGACCAGGUGCAGAAUCCAAAGACUGGCUUGUGGGGCCUCACGUGAAAGAGGUCUUGCCCACAUCCCCCAGGCCUGAGCAGGGCCGGCCCACCGGGGUGCCUACACCCACAUCAGUGGCGUCAUGCCCCAGCUACGAAGAGGUGAUGCACACGCCCAGGACACCCUCCUGCAGCGCUGAUGACUACCCCGACCUCAUGUUUGACUGUGCCGACUCUCAGCAGUCAAUGCCUGUAUCCACCACGUCCACCAGCGCCUGCUCCCCCUCCUUCUUUGACAGGUUCUCCGUGGCAUCAAGUGGGCUUUCGGAAAACCCAAGCCAGACUCCUACAAGGCCACUGUCCACAAACCUUUAUCGCUCAAUCUCUGUUGAUAUCAGGAGGACCCCUGAAGAGGAAUUCAGUGUUGGGGACAAGCUUUUCAGGCAGCAGAGUGUUCCUGCUGCAUCCAGCUACGACUCUCCUGGGCAGCGCUUGAUGGAAGAUAAGGCUCCCCUGCCCCCAGCACCCACGGAGAAGUUCGGCUGCUUGUCUCCAGGGUAUUACUCUCCGGACUAUGGCAUCCCCUCCCCCAAGGUUGACACUCUACAUUGCCUGCCUGCAGCUGUUGUCAACGCCACCUCAUCCCCAGAGGCUGUCUUCUCAAGUUUACAAGCAAAGCCCUCCUCGUCCCCCAGAGGGGAGCUGUUAGCCCCUUCCAUUGAAGGGGUGCUACCCCCUGAUCUGGGCCUUCCUCUGGAUGCCACAGAGGACCAGCAGGCCACCGCUGCCAUCAUCCCCCCAGAGCCCAGCUACCUGGAGCCCCUGGACGAGGGCCCCUUCAGCACGGUCAUCACCGAGGAGCCUGCCGAGUGGGCUCACUCCUCUGCCGAGCAGGCCCUUUCUCCCAGCUUAAUCGGGACUGCCUCUGAAAAUCCUGUCAGCUGGCCCGUGGGCUCAGACCUUCUGCUGAAGUCUCCACAGAGAUUUCCAGAGUCCCCCAAACAUUUCUGCCCUGCAGAGUCCCUCCACCCUGCCGCCCCAGGGCCCUUCAGCACCUCAGAGCCCCCCUACCCCGUCUCCCCUGUUUCAUACCCUUUGCCGGUUGCCGAGCCAGGACUGGAGGAUGUCAAGGCAGACCGGGUGGAGGCUGUCGCAGCUGCGAUGUCCACAGCAGAAGCCACGGCUCCCUACGCCCCUCCUUCCAGGUUGGAGUCUUUCUUCAGCAACUGUAAGUCACUUCCGGAGGCGCCCCUGGACGUGGCCCCUGAGCCUGCGUGUAUAACCACCGUGGCUCAGGUGGAAGCUCUGGAGCCCCUGGAAAGUAACUUUCUGGACAGUAGUCACAACCUGUCUGCCCUUGGCCAGGUGGAGCCAGUCCCCUGGCCUGACGCAUUUGCCAACUCUGAGGAUGACCUGGACCUGGGGCCCUUCUCGCUGCCCGAGCUUCCUCUUCAGACUAAAGAUGUUUCAGAUGUUGAAACAGAAGCUGUAGAAGAAAGUCUUGCUCCUUCAGAGAAGGUCCCUUCAGGGCCCCCCACGGUCAUAAACGGUGGAGAUGUCUCUGCAUCAGCGGCUGAGGAGCAGCCAGUGCUGCCUGCAGACCGCGCAUCCACUCUGCCCUCCACUGAGCAUGAGUGUGUGCCCUCAGAGGAGCCUAAGCCAGAUGUGGUUCUAGAAGCUCCGGGGGAAGCAGAUGCUGCGCCAGAAGAGAGGGCCUCCGAGGACUUGGACUCCAGCUCAGUGCCCGUGCCCAUCCCCCCCGAACAGCGUCCACUGGGGAGUGGAGAUGAUACCACGGCUGAGGACCCCUCAGCCACAUCCCACUGUGCACCUGCUGGUCCCCACGUGGAUGGCUCAGCACAGGCAUAUGCCGUGGAUGGUGCUGGCCCCCACAAUCACACUGGGGUCCCCCAUGCCACUGCUCCAGCUGAGGCUGCUCCAGGUGGCGUCCAGUCGGAAGCUGCAGAACCAGAAAUAAAGCCCAUAGCCGAAGCCCCGAAGGCCCCCAAGGUGGAGGAAGUCCCUCAGCGCAUGACCAGGAACCGAGCCCAGAUGCUGGCGAACCAGAGCAAGCAGAGCACACCUCCGUCAGACAAGGAGCUUGCCCCUGCCCCGGCCACCCGUGCAAAGGGCCGCGUCUCCGAGGACGAUGACACCCAGGCCCAGCACCCCCGCAAACGCCGGUUCCAGCGCUCUAGCCAGCAGCUGCAGCAGCAGCUGCACACAUCCACACAGCAGACACGGGAGGUGAUCCAGCAGACACUGGCCGCUAUCGUGGAUGCCAUCAAGCUGGACGACAUCGAGCCCUAUCACAGUGACAGGUCAAAUCCGUACUUCGAGUACCUGCAGAUCAGGAAGAAGAUCGAGGAGAAGCGCAAGAUCCUCUGCUACAUCACGCCCCAGGCACCCCAGUGCUACGCUGAGUAUGUCACCUACACGGGCUCCUACCUCCUGGAUGGCAAGCCACUCAGCAAGCUCCACAUCCCUGUGAUCGCGCCCCCUCCCUCCCUGGCAGAGCCCCUGAAGGAGCUGUUCAAGCAGCAGGAGACAGUCCGCGGCAAGCUGCGUCUACAGCACAGCAUCGAGCGGGAGAAGCUGAUUGUGUCCUGCGAGCAGGAGAUCCUGCGGGUCCACUGUCGGGCGGCAAGGACCAUUGCCAACCAGGCGGUGCCAUUCAGUGCCUGCACGAUGCUGCUGGACUCAGAGGUCUACAACAUGCCACUGGAGAGCCAGGGCAAGUCGCCGCCCCGACACCCCAGGGAGACCCAGCAAACCAGUCACAUAGGAGUCUUCAGGGCCUUCCUUGGGGCCUCCCAUGUCGCCUGGGCACCAUCACGGGGGGACGAGAACAAGUCUGUGCGGGAUCGGUUUAAUGCCCGCCAGUUCAUCUCCUGGCUGCAAGAUGUGGAUGACAAGUACGACCGCAUGAAGACGUGCCUCCUGAUGCGGCAGCAGCACGAGGCCGCGGCCCUCAACGCUGUGCAGAGGAUGGAAUGGCAGCUGAAGGUGCAGGAGCUGGACCCUGCCGGGCACAAGUCCCUGUGUGUGAACGAGGUGCCCUCCUUCUACGUGCCCAUGGUCGAUGUCAACGAUGACUUCGUGCUGCUGCCAGCGUGACACACCCAUAGGAGGGCUGCAGCGUCUGCCCAGUGCUGCUUAUGAGUCCAGCAGCAGCUGAGGAAGCACCAUGUCCCUGGGUGGGGAGCAACCUGGAGAGAGACUGCACUCACCAUAGCGCCUCCACUCUCGUGGUCUGGUGCAGACAUCAGGGAGGCGGAACGUGUCUCUUUUAUACCAGCUGCCGCAGGGAGGAUGAGGAGUACGAGAAGACUGCGCAGGCAGGUGCACACGGCAGCCUCUGUCUCUGAAUCUGGCAAUGUUCAGGUCCUUUUUCCCAGAUGCCUGCAGGGGCAUUUCAGGAGUUACAGAACCGAGUGCAUUUUUAAAUUUCUUGUUCCAUUCUGGUCUGCUAAAGGCAGUAAGAUUAAGGUGUCCGCCUCUCACAGACAGUGACCUCCACCUUGGAGCGGCACUAAGACGUCAUCCUGGUUGCCAUGCUGUUGCCAUGGAGCUGCUGGCGGCCUCAGGCCGGGGCUGGUGUCUGGUGAGACCCGGUCACACCGCCCACCCGGGUGCAGAGGGACACAGAGCCAGGACCCUCCGAUAGUGUUUUUAAUGGAGUCAAAUCCAUGUGGUUUGUAUAUUUUUUCCUUUAAUCUUGGGCAUUUUGUUUCUCUUUCUGAGAACAUAACUUGAAACACUACAGAGCCAAUAAUCAUAUAAAAAGUGUAUCCGUAAACGCUGUACAGUUUUAUAUACAUUCACAAUGUACUUUGCUGCCUUCUAGAUAAUUUAUUUUGCAACACAUGACUGCACAGUUGUAAAUAACUUAUGUACUGUAACAUCACUUUCAGUUACGUGUAAAGAA
Molecule: messenger RNA, 9596 nt
Organism: Cynocephalus volans (Philippine flying lemur)
Lineage: Eukaryota; Metazoa; Chordata; Mammalia; Dermoptera; Cynocephalidae
Gene: ANKRD11
Product: ankyrin repeat domain containing 11
Exons: 15
Coding region: 686-8785 (2699 amino acids)
Biological process (GO): anatomical structure morphogenesis
Molecular function (GO): protein binding
Source: RefSeq, a predicted model, not a curated record